Messenger RNA from Cornus florida, 1573 nucleotides. RefSeq lists its product as uncharacterized. The record is from RefSeq and is a predicted model, not a curated record. The transcript has 3 exons. Bases 131 to 1399 code for a protein of 422 amino acids. Gene Ontology annotation, molecular function: metal ion binding. NCBI's taxonomy places the organism in Eukaryota, Viridiplantae, Streptophyta, Magnoliopsida, Cornales, Cornaceae. Gene Ontology annotation, biological process: defense response to fungus.
AAUCAGAAAAGCUUGUGAGAAGUCCAAAACAUUCCUUCUGAAGUUCUUGAUUUACUGAGAGAAUACCCAAUUCGAUCAUCUUGAUUUUCAGUGAAUUAGGGUUUUUUUUGUUCUUCUUAAAAACAUCUGGAUGGGGGGGUUGUUUGAAGGGGCUGCUUUGGGAGCACUGUUUGGUCUAGUACUGAAACUUCUUGUGGAUGUCCAAAACAAGACCAUCAACUUCAAGUCCGAACUCGAAAGGCUUGUAUCAAUUCUGAAUGCACUCAAACCAAUCAUACGUGAUAUUGAGAAGUUUGACGGAGAAUUGGACGUUCUUGAGGAAGAAACCAAAAUGUUCACCGAUCUCUUGAAAAAGACGGCGGAGCUGGUCCGCAAGUGCUCAAAAAUUACUGGAUUGAAGUGCGUGAUGAGGGCUAUCUACUCAAAGAAACUCAUCAAAUUUGUAGCUUCGCUUGAGAGAUUCUUUCAGAUCUAUGUGCAAGCUCUGCAGACAAGAGAUAACAAGAAGAUUCUGGUGAAAGUGAAUGAACUAGAGAAAUUGUACGAAAACAUUCUGGUCAAAGUGUAUGAAAUAGAGAAAUUGGACGAAAAGAUGAACGAGAUAGAUGCGAAAUGGGAUGAAAAGAUGAAUGAAAUAGAUGCGCAAUUGGACGAAAAGAUCAUGGUGAAAGUGAAUGAAAUAUUUUUGGAUGAAAAUAUUCUGGUGAAAGUGAAUGAAAUAGUUGUGAAAUCGGUUGAAAAGAUUCUGGUGAAAAUGAAUGAAUCGGAUGAAAAGAUUCUGGCGAGAGUGAAUGAAAUGAUUAUGGCAAAAGUGAAUGAAAUAAAUGCGAAAUCGGAUGAAAAGAUUCUGGUGAAAUCGGAUGAAAAGUUGUUGAGAUAUAGGAAUGGUGGAUGGGUUUUUGAUUCGAACAUACCUCCAGCCAACCAUCUUCAAUUUGAUACAGUUGAAAUUAAAGUCAAAAUGGACUCUGAUGGAUGCGAAAGGGAAGUGAAGAAUUCUGGCAAGUCCAUGAAAGGUGUGAAAUCUGUGGAGGUUAACCAAAAGCAAAGCUGGGUAACAGUUAGUGGCUAUGUUGAUCCAAACAAGGUCUUGAAGAAAGUAGAGCGUACUGGAAAGAGAUCUAAAAAAGUGCCACACAAUGCUCGCAGUGUUUCACCUGACCCGUAUGUGCAUGGGCAGAGAUUUGAAGCCCCCAAUGCGGCUGAGGGAAAUAUCCCAGAUUCAUGUUUUGUGUUUUUUUAUUAUUUUUUGAUUUGUUUUUUGGUUUGUUUUUUUUUCACCCACAUGUCGUGUUGGGACUUAAACACUAAACGUAUGGACUUGAAUUUCACGUUUUUCUUUGGAAGAAAAUCUACAAUACUCGAAAAAUAUUUUGAUAUUUGGAACCCUCCCAAUUGAAACUUAGGUCUCUGUUUUAUUUAAUAAAUGGAGAAGUGGAGAGUUUUAAUAUAACUUAGAAACUUUGAUCGGGAGGCCAAGGUACCAAGUGUCCAAAUACCCACCAAAUAUUAUAGAAUUUCUCUUAUUUUGAAAGGUGAGAAAACACCAUUAAACUUUUGUUAUCCCGAUAAA